Messenger RNA from Coregonus sp. 'balchen', 2609 nucleotides. NCBI's taxonomy places the organism in Eukaryota, Metazoa, Chordata, Actinopteri, Salmoniformes, Salmonidae. The record is from the annotation of a GenBank genome assembly.
CUGAGAUGACUGUCCCUGGGAAUAAAGCCAGGGAUCUGGUGGAACUGUAUCGGGUCAGUUUGGAGCACCGAAUUGAGCAGGGUGACUGGAACCUAGUAUGCAGAGAUGAGGAACUGUUUAAGGAGGUAGAGGGACUGCUGAGGGGUGGCUGUGCCCAGGACACACACUCCUUGGGACUGGACCCCCUCAGUGUAAUGGAGGACUCGCUUCAGACAGCACAAGGAGUCAGAUUGAAGGGGCUGGCUAGAGCCUUUGAAGUGCUGGAACUGGCAGCCCUCAACCUGUACUUGUGUCCCUGGAGAAAGGAAUAUAGAGUGGUAAAGGUAUGCUAAUUUGGGGGAGAUACUGGUAACUGCGACAAUGAAGGAAACGGCAACAUAAAGUGUCUUGAUGGGGCGUUGGGCCACAAUGAGCUGCCAGAACAGCUUCUAUGCGCCUUGGCAUAGAUUCUACAAGUGUUUGGAACUCUGUUGGAGGGAUGCGACACCAUUCUUCCACGAGAAAUUCCAUAAUUUUGUGUUUUGUUGAUGGUGGUGGAAAAUGCUGUCUCAGGCAGCACUCCAGCGGUGUUCAAUUGGGUUGAGAUCUGGUGACUGACCCUAAGCAUGAUGGGAUGUUUUAAUUGCUUAAUUAACUCAGGAACCACACCUGUGUGGAGGCACCUGCUUUCAAUAUACUUUUUAUCCCUCAUUUACUCAAGUGUUUCCUUUAUUUUGGCAGUUACCUGUAUAUUGGUGGAGUGCUCAUCAAUAAUGUAUAAUCUCAUCACGAAUGCUGUUUUGGCUUCAAUUGUGUGGAAAAAGACUUUGCCUGUCCAGAAAGAUAAUUUGUUCUGUUCCUACAUUUGAAUAACAAUACAACCUUCCUCCUUAUAGAUGUUCUCAGGCAUGUUCACACAUUACAUCAAGCCGGCGCUGUCCAUGCAGCAGGUGGCCGAUCUGUUUGGGUUGCUUGGAUACCAGGCUUCAGAGGCCAGACUAUGUGAAGAGCUUAGGCUUCGUUCCCCAGGCCUACCAGUGGACACUCUUCUCCGCCUGUCCUGUGCUUUCUUUGCUGCACGUUGUGAGUGUCGCCUACUGCUGUCUGCCAUAGGACCCCAGGCCAGAGGGGUGGAGUGGGAGCUCAACCUGGUACAGGAGAGGCAGAAAGGUCACAGCCUGCAGAUAGCACUGGACAACAGCAAGAUAAGGUUGGAGACUUUACCACAGGAAGAGGAUUUUCUGAAGUUGUCUACUAUAGAGGCAGACUUGGAUCUGUACACAGCUGAUGAGUUUAAUGGGCAUAAAGAAGUUGGGUUUGUCAGAGAUCCUCUCUAUUCAAAAAGAUGGGUGUACCACAGUAACGCGAGAGGGCUUUCCUCUCAAAGAGAGAAUAUCUGUGUCUCCUCACUGACAUACAAGUUGACUAGGACCCCCUCAUUAGCACCAACAAACACCGCAACCCACAAGCAAAGGGAAAGUCCAAAUAAAGAGUUGGCCAUGUCAGGGUCAGAUAAGGUGGAUUCACACUCGCUGUCUGCAAAAGCAUCAGGGAAUGCUGUGUCUCCAGGGGGCAGUUGGAUCUGCAGCUGUAGCAAUUCCUACUCUAGUCUUUGCAUAUAUGUCCAUCAUUGCAAGAAUUGCAAUACCUUACAUAGCUUGAACUGCCACAUAGUGGAGAGGUGCGAAGACGAGGGGCAUGAAGUAAAACAUAUUGCCGGUGAUGAAGUCCUACAGGAGCAGAGAGAGAGUAGUGGAUUAUCACCACGGCUAGGAAGUCCUGGAGCGGGAGGUGUGCCACUCUACGAGGAUAAGAGAGAGUCCUGCCCUCCACUUGAUGUCAUUGAAGCAAGAAGCCUUACCCCUCAGCCCAUUCCUUUUCAUGAAUGUUGCGACACUGCCAAUCCAGACCCUGAGGUUACCUGCCUCACCUGCAGGGUCUUCCACACUAGCGCCUGUAAAAUGUUGGAGACGUGCCGGAGAAAGCAUGAGAUGCUCAUGUUGGGUGUCUGCUCAAGUGGGUUGUCGUGCACAAGGCCCCCUUUCAAACUAUGCAGGUACUGCAGUGUUGAGUAUUGUAAAGACUGUUGGUAUAGAACACCACUUGAAUGUGUUUGUGGCCACCCCUUUGACGAGUCCUCCGAAGUUUGAAUUUAAGAACCAUUUUAAAGGCACUUGAUGGAAUUGGGGAAAAGCACUGAUAAAAUAAAAUGCCUGAAAGGCUCCUUAGAAUCAAUAUUCCUCCAUAAAUAUAACAAUGGCAAUCACUUACACGUUGCCUUAAAUUAACAAUACUCUUAACUUGUAAUAAGAAUUUAUAAAUUAGCUUUAUCCCACCCAGGGAUUAAAAGUGAACUGCCAAACUCUUCUAUAUUUUUCUACUUUAGUCUCUCAGUAGGACCUUAAAUUGCCCUGAAAGUGGUGUUGUUUUUCAUGAUAAUUCGUCCAGUGUCAUUGACCGUUGGGAUCUGGAGCCUUAUACUUAUGUUAGACGUCUAAAGCAAGUGAUGCAUGUUGCAGCUCAAGAAUUGAGAUAAUACUGCCAAAUGUGGGUUGAGGUUAAGUUGCUUGUUUUCAUUAUUUGUUCUGUUGUCAGAAAGAUAUUUGAAUAAAAAUGGGAUUUAAAAUGGG